CGGGUGUUGUGGAUGGUCAAAGCCUUGCUGCACCUCGCCGCUUCGCAGGAGAUUUACGCGCCGCACUCCAUACGGGUGGAGGGCGACGUGACGCUGGGUGGGCUCUUCCCCGUCCAUGCCCGAGGGGUCCCGGGGACGCCGUGCGGGGAUAUCAAGAAGGAAAACGGCAUCCACCGGCUGGAGGCGAUGAUGUACGCCCUGGACCAGAUAAACGGCGACGACGAGCUGCUGCCCAACAUCACCCUCGGCGCCCGGGUGCUGGACACCUGCUCCCGGGACACGUACGCGCUGGAGCAGUCGCUCAUUUUCGUGCAGGCGCUCAUCCAGAAAGACACGUCGGACGUGCGGUGCACCAACGGCGAGCCGCCGGUGUUCGUCAAGCCCGAAAAAGUUGUCGGAGUGAUUGGAGCCUCGGCCAGCUCCGUGUCGAUCAUGGUGGCGAACAUACUACGCCUCUUUCAGAUCCCCCAAAUUAGCUACGCUUCCACGGCCCCCGAGCUGAGUGAUGACCGACGUUACGACUUCUUCUCCCGUGUGGUGCCCCCUGACAGCUUCCAGGCCCAGGCCAUGGUGGACAUCGUGAAGGCCAUGGGCUGGAACUACGUGUCCACCGUUGCAUCAGAAGGCAGCUAUGGAGAGAAGGGGGUGGACGCGUUCAUGCAGCUCUCCAGAGAGGCAGGAGGAAUCUGUAUAGCCCAGUCACUGAAAAUCCCCCAUGACCACAAACCUUCUGACUUUGACAAAAUCAUCCAUUUCCUGCUGGACACACACUACGCCAGAGCUGUCAUACUCUUUGCCUCUGAUGAGGACAUCAGGGGUCUCUUGAAUGCAAGUAAGCGAGCAGACCAGUUGGGCCAUUUCCUGUGGAUUGGCUCAGACAGUUGGGGAGCAAAGAACAGCCCUAUCCACCAGCUUGAGGAUGCCGCUAUAGGGGCUGUUACGAUACUGCCAAAGAGAGCCACUAUAAGUGGAUUCGAUGCUUACUUCACAUCACGGACACUGGAAAACAACAGGCGGAACGUGUGGUUUGCCGAGUACUGGGAGGAAAACUUCAACUGCAAACUAAUGAGCUCCUCCAAGAAAGACGAGAGCAGCAGAAAGUGUACUGGCCAGGAGCGGAUUGGAAUCGAUUCAAAGUACGAGCAGGAAGGUAAAGUCCAGUUUGUAAUAGAUGCGGUGUAUGCCAUGGCCCAUGCCCUCCACAACAUGCAGAGAGAUCUGUGUCCGGAGUACUCGGGGAUCUGUACAGAGAUGGAGCUGGCUGGAGGAAAGAAGCUGCUCAAGUACAUCCGAAGUGUCAGCUUCAAUGGAAGUGCCGGAACCUCAGUGACGUUCAACCGUAACGGUGAUGCCCCUGGGCGCUAUGAUCUAUUCCAGUACCAGUGGAACAAUGGGACUGGACCAGGCUACCGCGUCAUUGGACAGUGGAUGGAAACUCUACAGCUUAAUGUCGAGGAUAUGCAGUGGCCCAGAGGAGAGCAAGAGAUCCCCAGCUCGGUAUGCAGCCUGCCCUGUAAACCUGGCGAGAGGAAAAAGGUGGUGAAUGGGAUGCCCUGCUGUUGGCACUGUGAGCCUUGUGAUGGCUACCAGUACCAGCACAACGAGUUCACUUGCAAGCUGUGUGCCUACAACAUGAGGCCCAAUGCCAACCGCACCACUUGUCAGCCCAUCCCUAUUGUAAAGCUGGAGUGGCACUCACCCUGGGCAGUGAUACCGGUUUUCCUGGCCAUGCUCGGUAUAAUUGCUACGAUUUUUGUCAUGGCAACGUUUAUAAGGUACAACGACACGCCGAUUGUCAGAGCGUCUGGGAGGGAGCUGAGCUAUGUUCUCCUGACAGGAAUAUUUCUGUGUUACAUCAUCACGUUCCUGAUGAUCGCUAAGCCAGAUGUGGGCGUGUGCUCGUUCAGGAGGAUUUUCCUUGGCCUAGGGAUGUGCAUCAGUUAUGCUGCUCUCCUCACCAAAACCAACCGUAUCUACCGCAUCUUUGAACAGGGUAAGAAGUCAGUGACAGCCCCUAGACUGAUCAGCCCCACCUCCCAGCUGGCAAUUACCUCAAGCCUCAUCUCAGUCCAGCUCCUGGGGGUGUUCAUUUGGUUUGGGGUCGACCCACCCAACACAAUCAUAGACUAUGAUGAGCAGAAGACCAUCAAUCCAAAUCUGGCCCGGGGAGUAUUGAAAUGUGACAUAACAGAUCUUCAGAUUAUCUGUUCAUUAGGUUAUAGUAUCUUGUUGAUGGUGACAUGUACUGUUUACGCUAUAAAGACCCGCGGGGUCCCAGAAAAUUUUAACGAGGCCAAACCCAUUGGCUUUACCAUGUACACAACCUGCAUCGUAUGGCUGGCUUUCAUACCCAUCUUCUUUGGUACAGCACAGUCUGCAGAAAAGAUGUACAUCCAGACGACUAUGCUGACCAUAUCCAUGAACCUUAGUGCGUCGGUGGCUCUAGGGAUGCUGUACAUGCCCAAGGUCUAUGUCAUCAUCUUCCACCCGGAGCUCAAUGUGCAGAAGAGAAAGCGCUCUUUCAAAGCCGUGGUCACGGCUGCCACCAUGUCAUCUCGUCUCUCACACAAGGUCAGCGACAGACCCAACGGAGAGGCCAAAACAGAGCUGUGCGAGAAUGUCGACCCAAACAGUCCAGCAGCAAAGCAGAAAUAUGUGAGCUACAAUGACCUUGUGAUCUAAUGACAUCCCUCCAUCAGAAAGAGAGACCGAAAGAGAGAUGGAAAAUGAGAGUGAUGGUUGGUCUUCUGUUUCUAUGGCUAAAAACAAACAAAAAAAAGGAAUAAAGAAGAG
Messenger RNA from Lampris incognitus (smalleye Pacific opah), 2793 nucleotides. It is a transcript of the gene grm7, whose product is annotated as metabotropic glutamate receptor 7. The transcript is spliced from 10 exons. Gene Ontology annotation, molecular function: group III metabotropic glutamate receptor activity. Lineage: Eukaryota; Metazoa; Chordata; Actinopteri; Lampriformes; Lampridae. Bases 13 to 2682 code for a protein of 889 amino acids. The record is from RefSeq and is a predicted model, not a curated record. Gene Ontology annotation, cellular component: membrane. Gene Ontology annotation, biological process: G protein-coupled glutamate receptor signaling pathway; regulation of synaptic transmission, glutamatergic.